AUGGAUGCUGAUGCUGAGGAGGGCAUGGAUAUCAAGCAGUGGAUAGGCCAUAUUGCUGAUUUACAGGCUGCCCAUUCAUCACACGUUGCUGGCAUGGUAUAUGGCCGUGUCAUGCAGGAACAGGCCGGCAGCACAGCCCACCGCGCCCUGGGCCACCCAUCCAUAUUAGGCAAGCGCAAAUGGGCCCCGUGGGAGGAUGAGGCUGAGGUCAGCCGCAUGGAAUGCUGCCACCAGCUAGCCACUAUGGAUCUGGAGGCAGCCGCGCAGCGCAUGACUGGGCGGCCUGACAUGUGGUUCUGGGGGCGCUGCCAGGAGCUCAGCAUAUCAUGUAUGCCAUGGGAGAGCCAGCGGCCCCCCGAUGCUGCAUCCAUUGUGUUAGUGACGCCUGAAUCCGCGGUGAGCCCUGAUUUCCAGAUGUUUUUGAACUGGCUGCGGUGGACCCGGCGGUUGGACCGGAUUGUGAUUGAUGAAUGCCAUGUGGUGUUGAAUUCCCAACGCGAUUUCCGGCCCCAGAUGGCUCAGCUGGGCUGGUUGGUCCAGGCCCGCACCUAG
Aspergillus novofumigatus IBT 16806 is the source of this 552-nucleotide messenger RNA. RefSeq lists its product as uncharacterized. The transcript has 3 exons. The record is from RefSeq and is a predicted model, not a curated record. NCBI's taxonomy places the organism in Eukaryota, Fungi, Ascomycota, Eurotiomycetes, Eurotiales, Aspergillaceae. Bases 1 to 552 code for a protein of 183 amino acids.